This is a messenger RNA of Mangifera indica (mango), 528 nucleotides long. RefSeq lists its product as uncharacterized. The coding region runs from base 1 to 528 and encodes 175 amino acids. The record is from RefSeq and is a predicted model, not a curated record. Lineage: Eukaryota; Viridiplantae; Streptophyta; Magnoliopsida; Sapindales; Anacardiaceae. The transcript has 2 exons.
AUGACAUUUAGUAGUUUUCGAUGGUCUAAUCAGAGAAUUAAUCGUAAGAGAGCUUUAGAAGUAUAUGAGCUGAAUGGAAUUUCUAUGGUAAACGCUAAAUUGAAAGUGUUGUCUAAGAGACUAGAAAGCAUGGAUGUGAAAGUUGUAUUCACAUCUAUUUGUGAUAUAUGUAAAGGAGGCCACAAUAGAUAUGAGUGCCAAAUAGGCGGUCAAUUUUCACAAGAAUCUUCAAGUGAGAGACUUGAGCUUGGAGAGUUGAAACCUACAAUAGUCACCUUGCAAUUAGUAGAUCAAUCCAUAAAGUAUCCUACGGGGAUUAAGGAGAAUAUUCCAAUAAAAGUUGAAAAGUUUUAUGUACCUAUGGAUUUUUUUGUUUUGGAGAUGGGAGAAGAUGUUCAAGUUCUUCCUAUUCUAGGAAGCCCAUUCCUAGCAACGAAUGGUGCUAUAAUUGAUGUUAAAAAUAGAAAACUGACAUUUGAUAGUGGUGAUAAAAAAGUUGAAUUUGAUAUUUUCCAAACAUCUAAGUAG